Messenger RNA from Lottia gigantea (owl limpet), 261 nucleotides. RefSeq lists its product as hypothetical. The annotation marks the transcript as partial. The record is from RefSeq and is a predicted model, not a curated record. Lineage: Eukaryota; Metazoa; Mollusca; Gastropoda; Lottiidae. The transcript has a single exon.
ACUAUUGAUGCAACUGUAUUUAGAUUCCGAACUAUUGAUGCAAUUGUGGUUAGAUUCCGAACUAUUGAUGCAACUGUAUCCAGAUCCCGAACUAUUGAUGCAACUGUGGUAAGAUUCCGAACUAUUGAUGCAACUGUAUCCAGAUCCCGAACUAUUGAUGCAACUGUGUUUAGAUUUGGAACUAUUGAUGCAACUGUGUUAGAUUCAGAACUAUUGAUGCAAUUGUGUUUAGAUUCCGAACUAUUCAUGCAACUGUGUUAG